AUGCCUUUGGCUAGAGAUUUACUACAUCUAUCCUUGGAAGAGGAAAAGAAAACACAUAAAAAGAAAUGGCUAGUUCAAAGUCCAAAUUCUUAUUCUAUGGAUGUGAAAUGUCCAGGUUGCUACAAGAUUACCAUGGUUUUUAGCCAGGUUCAGACAGUGGUUCUUUGUGUAGGUUGUUCACCAGUGUUGUGCCAGCCGACAGGAGGAAAGGCCAGACUCACGGAAGGGUGUUCAUGUAGAAGGAAGCAACGCUAA
Messenger RNA from Rhinolophus ferrumequinum (greater horseshoe bat), 255 nucleotides. RefSeq names its product 40S ribosomal protein S27-like. Bases 1 to 255 code for a protein of 84 amino acids. The transcript has a single exon. Gene Ontology annotation, biological process: translation; ribosomal small subunit assembly. Lineage: Eukaryota; Metazoa; Chordata; Mammalia; Chiroptera; Rhinolophidae. The record is from RefSeq and is a predicted model, not a curated record. Gene Ontology annotation, molecular function: structural constituent of ribosome; RNA binding. Gene Ontology annotation, cellular component: ribosome; cytosolic small ribosomal subunit.